Plodia interpunctella (Indianmeal moth) is the source of this 2274-nucleotide messenger RNA. RefSeq lists its product as uncharacterized. The transcript is spliced from 9 exons. The record is from RefSeq and is a predicted model, not a curated record. NCBI's taxonomy places the organism in Eukaryota, Metazoa, Arthropoda, Insecta, Lepidoptera, Pyralidae. The coding region runs from base 252 to 2117 and encodes 621 amino acids.
AAUCAGCUGAUUGUCACUGCUGUCAAUGUCAUAGUACCAGAUUUUACAAUAGCGCAAAAAACUUUUUGAAAUUAUUUAUUUAUUUGUUUGUCUGUAUCACAAGUGAAUAUUACUAAAACUAAACUUUAAAAAUAGGUUUCAUCUUAUAUUGAUUUCUAAUACACAGCGAACUGAAUAAAGUUAAUUCAUUAUUUUAAUAUUUAUGUAACCUUAAAACAAUUUCAACAAAAAUUUCUCUAUUAGCAGAGAUAAUGACCCUCCUCCUCAAGAGUGUGUGGCGCUCCCUCCUGAGGAACUCACCCCUCAACAAGUCACUUGCCUCCAGCAGUUUUGUUUCAUCAGUGUCGACAGAAACGAGCCGCUCCAAGCCUCCAGAUGCGGUUAUGUCGAGUCUGAAGUCUGCUCCAAGCGCAAAUGACGUGUUGGCUGCGGUGCAAGCUCACCUGCCGGCGAUGACGCACAAGCACAUGCUGCAAGCGCUGCGCUCACUGUUUGAGCUCCACAAGUCUGGCAAAUACCACGACGAAUUCGAGACAAUCAUGAAGAAUCCGGCAUUCAAAAUCCUAUGCCAGAACUUUAAAAAAUAUGCUCCAUCUCUUGAAGUGAACGAAGCUAUUGAAGCGACAAAAGUUUUGUCAUACCUCAAAGUUCCAGUCGACUCACUGAUAGUUCAAACUAUGCUACAGCUAAUACGAUGUAACAUCAACAUGAUUAGUAUACGGCAAAUAAUGUUUUUAGACUUCGUUUUGAAUAGAUUUGAUACGAAGAAUAAUUUAGUUGAUGCAUUGAAGUUGGCUCUUCCGUUAGCGUUUCAAAUACAUCUGCCUUUGGAGUUGGAUAAGGACGAUGUGAUGUUGUUGAAGGAUAUGUUGGCUUAUUGCAGCACGCAUGAUAUGCCUGAUCGCUGUAUAAAUAAUGUGGUGACUGCGCUGUUGUUGCAUGACCAGGCUAUUAAUGCACAGGUCGCAAAAUCUAUAAUCUGGUCUUUAUGCAACGUGAACUGCACGGAGGAGAGGUUUCCAACAAGAGUGCAGCUUCUUCACAUUUGCUACGACAUCUUAGCCCAAAAUAUCGACCAGUUGAUCUUUGACGACAUCCUGAGAACAGCAGCGAAGUUGAAGGGGAGAGUUAUGGAGAAGCAUCCGGAGUACUACCACGAGCAGCUGGUGGACGCUAUAGCUGACUACGCGGUCGAUCAGAAUGUCGGCUUCGAGAAGGGAUUGCUGCUGGCUCGAGUUCUGUCCAGAAUUGCGCACACUCACAUGGGUCUAGUGGAGUACCUCUGCCAACUGGCGUCGUCCUCGCCGACCGCGCUGGCCAGCGCCCGCACCAACGUGCUGUUCAGCUUCGUCAACUGUCUCUCCAACAACAACUACACGCCGGAGCCCGAGCGGUGGGCGGCGCUGCGCCGGCAAAUAUCCAACAAUCCUGUGCUUGAUGCAAGAAACGCAGCCCUACCAUGGACGAAAAUAUGUUUAGAACUCGCUUCACUCGGCCAUUAUGAGGACAAGUUACUAUCUCGAGUGUUCUCCGAAGACUUCCUAAAGGAAUACCUUUCCAGAGAAAACAACACUCUAGAUUACCUCCAAUUGUUAACCCUAUAUGAGGCCGUGAAAGCGUUUCACAGCGAUCAGUUUUCACUGCCUCAAGACGUGAUAGAUACAGCGAAGUCAUUGUAUCCAGUACAUGCGUACACGGAUCUGUUAGAGGAACAUCUGUCGAGGGGUUUGGGCAGUCAGGACUAUGUCGUGAAGAAUGUGGUGCUGCCUAAUGGAUUCGUUGCGGAUCUACUGAUGUGUUUGAAGAACAACUAUCCAAUCCAACUGCACAGGACGACCAAAGAAGUGAAGGUGCCGUUAGAAGCCCUAAAUCUACCUCAAGGAGGCGUUACAGUGUGUGUAAUGAACUUCAAUCAAGGCUGUUUCUCAAUGAACAGCAAUCGUCUGCGAGGCACAUUCCGUCUCGUAUUGGACAUCUUAGAAAAGCUGGGCUGUGUGGCGGUCCCUGUGAACUCCAGCGAGUGGCUCAGCGCACCGGCGCACGAACGCACGCCAUAUUUGCUGCGCGAAGUUGGCUACAAGUGCGGCGAGUUCGGCAUGAAGCUAUGUGCGACUUGAUUUCGACGACACAAUGAUGAACUGUGAUUCGAAUUAAAUUCAAAAUUCUAGUGUUAAAAGAAGUAGAAAGGAGUUUCUGUACAUAUUUUCUAUUGAAUAGAAGAGGUUAAUGAUGUUGUAGGGAAAAUUACAAAGUUGUUAACAAAAAAGUGCCUUU